Messenger RNA from Megalops cyprinoides (Indo-Pacific tarpon), 2774 nucleotides. RefSeq names its product fermitin family member 1 (gene fermt1). The transcript has 15 exons. Gene Ontology annotation, biological process: integrin-mediated signaling pathway; cell-matrix adhesion. The record is from RefSeq and is a predicted model, not a curated record. Gene Ontology annotation, molecular function: integrin binding. Gene Ontology annotation, cellular component: focal adhesion. Lineage: Eukaryota; Metazoa; Chordata; Actinopteri; Elopiformes; Megalopidae. Bases 119 to 2119 code for a protein of 666 amino acids.
GCGGGUGCUGACUCACUCACGUCUCACCGCCCGUUCAGGGGAAAAAAGAAAAGAAAAGAAAAAUCACACGACAAUCGUGAGGGAAGGGGACAAUUUACGUCCAGGUUGCAGGUGAGACAUGCUUACGGCUGCGGAGUAUGGCAAGACUUCCUGGGAGCUCACCGUCCAGGUGGACCAGAGGAACGGGGAGGAGAACAUGAGGUUCAAACUCAGGGUGGAGGGGAAGCUCCACAUCGGCGGACUCAUGCUCAAACUGGUGGAGAAAAUAAAGGCCCCCCAGGACUGGUCAGAUUACGCCCUGUGGUGGGAACAGAAGAACUGCUGGCUGCUGAAGACCCACUGGACUCUGGACAAGUACGGCGUCCAGGCCGACGCAGACCUACACUACACUCCCCAGCACAAGGCUCUGUGCCUGCAGCUGCCCAACAUGAAGACCAUCAAACUGAACGUCAGCUACUCUGCCGUGGUCUUCAAGACCGUCAUCGACAUCUGCAAAGUUUUAAAUAUCCGGAGACCAGAGGAGCUCUCCCUGCUGAAGCCCCCUGACGAUCCCUCUAAGAAGAAGAAGAAGAAAGACAAGAACAAAGACUCUGCCACUGAAGAUGUCAUAGACAUGGACGCCCUUGGGGGAAUGACAGGCAGCCCUGGGCUAUACAGUAAAACUAUGACCCCUACAUACGACCCAGACAACGGAACACCCGCCUCUGCCACAAGCCUGUGGUUUGGAGAUAACCCUCUAACCCAGAGCCAGCCGAACCUGCCCCCUGCAGAGCUGGCCAAGAUGUACCAGCCCCUGACCCUGACCGACAAAGCGCUCAUCAACUCGGGGUGGCUUGAUUCGUCUCGAUCCUUAAUGGAGCAGGGCAUCCAGGAGGAAGACAAACUGCUGCUGCGUUUCAAGUACCACUGUUUCUUUGACCUCAACCCAAAAUAUGACGCAGUGAGAAUAAACCAGCUCUUCGAACAGGCGAGGUGGGCAAUCCUACUGGAGGAAGUGGACUGCACAGAGGAGGAGAUGCUGAUGUUCGCUGCCUUACAGUAUCACAUCUGCAAACUGACCAUGUCAUCUGAACCACUGGAUCAUUCCAACGAACCAGAAAUCGAUGAGGUUGAGGCUGCACUGUCUAACCUAGAAGUGACUCUCGAAGGAGGAAACACAGACAGAAUUCUGGAAGACAUCACAGACAUUCCAAAGCUGACCGACACCCUCAGGCUGUUCAGGCCCAAAAGACUGACACUUCGACCAUACAAGGAGUACUGGUUUGUUUUUAAAGACACUACAAUAUCAUACUACAAGAACAAGGAGGCAGCCAGUGGAGAACCCAUCGAGCAGUUUCAUUUAAGGGGGUGUGAGGUUGUCCCUGACGUCAACGUAACAGACAGGAAGUUUGGAAUCAAGCUGCUGCUCCCGGUUGCUGAUGGUAUGAAUGAGGUGUACAUCCGCUGUGACAAUGAAACCCAGUACGCCAAGUGGAAAGCAGCCUGUCUCCUGGCCUCUAAAGGGAAGACGAUGGCGUACAGCUCCUACCGCACAGAGGUGCGAAACAUCCAGUCCUUCCUGCAGAUGAAAAAUCUGGCGCCCCCGCCUGGCCAAGCUGUCCCAGACGUAGACGCCAUGGAAAUGAACGCUGACUGCUUUGUCUCCCCCAGAUACGCCAAGAAGUACAAGACCAAACAGCUGACAGCCCGGAUUCUGGAGGCCCAUCAGAACUUCACCCAGCUGUCCCUGAUGGAGGCAAAGAUGCGAUUUAUUCAAGCCUGGCAGUCUUUGCCAGAGUUCGGCAUAAAUUACUACAUCGUCAGAUUCAGAGGGAGCAAAAAGGAUGAGCUCCUGGGAAUUUCCUACAACCGGCUGAUCCGGAUCGACAUGUCGACAGGCCUCCCAGUGACCACCUGGAGGUUCUCCAACAUGAAACAGUGGAAUGUGAACUGGGAGAUCCGCCAGGUGGCCAUAGAGUUUGACCAGGGUAUUUCUGUGGCCUUCUCCUGCCAGAGCUGCGACUGCAAGGUAGUUCAUGAGUACAUCGGAGGGUACAUUUUCCUGUCGACCCGGUCCAAGGACCAGAAUGAGACUUUAGAUGAAGAGCUAUUCCACAAGCUUACGGGAGGGCAAGAAUGAUCAAGAAUGACCGUCUGUGGGCUACUUUGCUAAGACGAUGAAAGUUUUGCUUGUGUAGCAAAACCAGGAUAUGUUGUGACUCAGACACUCGCCCGGUAUUCCUAGACAUGCGCUCAUUGAGGUCCCGCGAAUCAACUCCACAGAGUAUGGAUUGAGUUUGAAUUUCCUGUUGUUGGAAGGAGGAUGUAGUUGAGCACUGUAAAUACAUUAAAACACAAACACAUUUAAUGUUACAGGCUAUGUCUCAGAGUAAUGAAUUGACAUAAAGGCCAGAAAACAUGCUUAUCUGGGUAAGGUAAGUGAAUAUUUUGUCACUGGUUUCAGUGGUAACCACUUUGUAGCUGCACUGUACCCUAAAUACAGAUAUGCUCUAUUGAUUUUUUUCAGAUGAAUUAUUUUACUUUUGCAAUAACGAAUGGGUCCCUAGAGAGAGUUCGUACUCUUUGCCUUAAUAACCAUGAAAAAACAUGGAAGUGGGGAAAAUGGGCGGUUUAAGUAAUGAGUUCAAGUUUUGUUUACAAAAAAACUGUAGUAUUUCUUUUAAAAAAUAAGAUUUGUAAUAAAAUACAGUGCUGGAAACCCUCUCAAGUGUAUGUGCUUCUCAUUGUUUAACAGUCUGUAUUCUGCUAUACUAUGCCAGUAUUUACAUCUUGAA